AAAUCAUCCAUUCAGUAACAGUUACUUGUACUCAGCUCGACGUGGUGGGUCAACAUAGCGUCUGUUUAUAUCCUGUACGUUUUUGUUGAGUGAAACAAGAUGGCGACUGAUUGCGUGUCGAAGAUCGAGCUCUCCAUCUCGUGCAGCAACCUUCUAGACAAGGAUGUUGGUUCGAAGUCUGAUCCGCUUUGUGUGCUUCUGCAGAGCAUUGGUGAUGACAAGUGGGCAGAGCUGGACCGUACAGAGCGUGUGAAUAACUGCCAGGACCCCUCCUUCAGCACGCGCCUGCGUGUGGACUACUACUUUGAGAAGGUCCAGAAGUUGAAGCUAGGCGUCUACGACAUCGAUAACAAGUCUGUGGACCUGACCGAUGACGACUUCCUGGGAGGGCUUGAGUGCACUCUGGGACAGAUUGUCUCCAGUAAGAAGCUCACCAGACCAUUACAGCUGAAGAAGGGCAAGCCUGCUGGCAAAGGAACCAUCACUAUCACAGCGGAGGAGAUUAAAGACAACAGAUCCAUAGUUCUAGAGGCGGCAGCUAAAAACCUGGAUAAGAAGGAUCUUUUCGGGAAAUCUGACCCAUUUCUGGAGUUCUUCAAGCAGGGAGACGAUGGCCAGUGGCAGCUGGUACAUAGAACAGAGGUGGUGAAGAACAACCUGAACCCAUCCUGGAAGACCUUCACCGUGCCCCUGCAAACCUUCUGCAGCUGUGACUUGGAGAAGAGCAUUAAGGUUCACUGCUCUGACUAUGAUAACGAUGGCUCUCAUGACCUCAUUGGUGUUUUCCAAACUAGUGUUGCACAGCUGCAGAAAGCUGCCCAUGGUUCACCGGUGGAGUUUGACUGUAUCCACCCUGAGAAACAAAAGAAGAAGAAGAGUUAUAAGAACUCUGGAGUGGUCAUUAUUAAGUCCUGCCAGCUGGCAGCUCAGUACUCGUUCCUGGACUAUGUGAUGGGAGGUUGCCAGAUCAACUUCACGGUGGGAAUAGACUUCACGGGGUCCAACGGAGACCCUCGUUCCCCCAGCUCUCUGCAUUACCUGAGCCCCGACGGGCAGAACCAGUACCUGCUGGCCACCUGGUCUGUGGGUCAGGUGGUGCAGGACUACGAUUCUGAUAAACUCUUCCCGGCUUUUGGCUUCGGAGCCAAGGUUCCUCCAGACUGGCAGGUCUCCCAUGAGUUUGCACUGAACUUCAACCCCAGUAACCCCUACUGCCAAGGUGUCCAGGGCAUCAUAGAGGCUUACCGUUUAGCUCUACCCCAAGUCAAACUGCACGGACCCACCAAUUUCUCUCCCAUCAUCAACCAUGUCGCCCGUCUCGCUGUUGGGGGAACACAACAGAACAACGCAUCUCAAUACUUUGUACUGCUGAUCCUGACUGAUGGAGAGAUCACAGACCUGGACCAGACCCGGGACGCCAUUGUAGCCGCGUCCCGCCUCCCCAUGUCAAUCAUCAUCAUCGGAGUGGGCGAGGCCGACUUCAAGGCCAUGGAGAUGCUGGAUGGAGACGAUGGCGUCCUCAAGUCCCUGAGCGGGGAGCCAGUGGCCAGAGACAUUGUCCAGUUUGUCCCCUUCAGGCAGUUCACCAAUGCACCUAAAGAGGCUCUGGCCCAGAGUGUUCUGGCUGAGGUACCCAAUCAGCUGGUGUCUUAUUUCAAGAUGAGGAAGCUUGACCCUAUCAACCUUCCUGGUGCUAAAGCAUAGACCCGCCUCCGGGCCAUGGAUCUACCUCUGGAGCCACAUCUCUUUGCCACUGCAUCUCCUUACCACAGGGGGCGCCAGAGGUCUAUGCUGUCACUUGAUCAGACUGUAGAACCACUUUCUGGAAUCAUCCAUGGUUGACUAUAUAGAGGUUUAGACAACACUCAAUGUGGAAGUUUAGCAACAGAACCUACUAGUAGCUAAAUCUCUCCCCGAAAAACAAAGUCACACAAUUAAUUGCAUAAAGUCCUUGCGUCCAGUGAAAUUCUACAUAAUGAUGACCAAGAAAGUACACGUAAAUACUUUUAGGAGCCAAUGUUUGGCUUUCUUUCCAAUCUUGUUUCAGUUACCACAAACUUGUCCCACAUCCAUAGUGAAUGUAGUUUUACAAAAGGCUCAUGGGUAAUCAAUUGACUUUGUCCAAACCUUGAUAUAUUCAACCUUGGAAUCAUCUCCAACUGUGAUCUAACAGUGCCUUGAAGACCACUGUUCUACCAUGUAAUCCCCCUCUUAAGUAUUCCUCUCCUGUCUAGAUAUUCAUUUAUAGUGUGUGUCUAUCAUGCUAGCAACGAGGAGACAGGUCUUCUGACAAACGUUAUUAAUCUUUUUAUAUGAGUUUUAUCUAGAAUGUUACCAUACGCACCCUAUGUGUCACGUGUUCCACACUUUUCUCCCUCAGAACCUAAUGAGCUUGGGCCUAGCACCCUCCUAGCUAGCUGUUAAUAUUACUAGCUAAACUGUCUGCUGCCUAAUGCUUUAGCUGCAAACCAACUUCUAUGCAAACUAAAAAGCCUUAAAUGCUGCAUGAUAGUUGCUGAUUUUAUACUAUAAUCACUUUGCACUUCCUGUCUGAUGCUGGACACGUGUUGUGACUCAACAAGGCACGGCAAAUGUAUUUAUUGGAAUACAUGCUGCGAUAGAAUAUGCAUGUGCUGCAAUGGGAAAAGAGUUCAAUACCUUUUUCAAUUCAAAACAUUAGGAAUUUAUUAAAAACUAUUCAAUUAAAAGAAAAUAGAUAGAUGGAUUGAAAUGCCAUAGGAUUUCUGAUAUUCUGUACCAAAGACCAAAAAUAUAUACAGUAUAUGCCUUAGAGUAGUUCUGAAGUUGCCAUAGAAUCAUGGGGCAUUAGAGAAUGUUUUAACAAUUAAGUUGUUGCUAGUUAAUAAUCAUAAUAUUCAAUUGUUUUACUUUUUACCUAAAGAAGAGUUUAGAAGUGUCAAAUGUAUGUUUGGUUUUAACCCGUAUAUUUUUGUAAAGUGCCAACAUUGAUUUGGGUCCAGAGUGUGUGUUUAGUCUACCAAUGCUGUGUUACUUUCAUGGUAGCAACUAGGUUUACAAACAAGUAGUAGUACCCAAGACUGACCCCGAGCUUGACGUUCUCCCACCACACCUGGACAGGACACAUGGCUGGGACACAAUUGCUUGGGAACUGUUUACUCUGUAAAGGGAAUUUUAUUUCUUAUUGAAUAUGGGAACUAUCAUAUCUCGUUAUGUCAUUUCUCCACUGCAUUGGGUGUUUGUUAUUGUAUCUUUAAAAAACAAGCUUGCAUGUGUGUACAUAAAAAAACACAUGUUGCUGUUGAUAACAAAUGAUGUUUGUGCCACGGUCUUGGGUGUGGUCAGUUCUAUCAUUGUUAAAACAAUUGUAACAAUUCCAUAAUACAGUUUGUUCAUUAUUCCAGAUGCUUUCAUAUAUUUUUAUUAACAUUUUAUUUCAUGAAUUAUAUAUAUAGCUGAAUAAUGAAUUGUUGCUCUGGCCAGGACCAUAUCAGGUUUGUUAUGCAUCUUAUGAGACUUGAUAUAUUAUGUCACUUUAAGGAACAUGUUAAAUAUUAUGAAUCAUAAUAUUAAAAAAUUAUGAAAUGCCAAUCACCAGAUAUAUUUUAAGACUGCUUUGUGGCUUGCUUAUUUGAUUCAUUAAAUCAAAAUAAAUUCCCUUAAUGAAAAACCA
Molecule: messenger RNA, 3652 nt
Organism: Hypomesus transpacificus
Lineage: Eukaryota; Metazoa; Chordata; Actinopteri; Osmeriformes; Osmeridae
Product: copine-3-like
Exons: 16
Coding region: 100-1704 (534 amino acids)
Biological process (GO): cellular response to calcium ion; regulation of canonical NF-kappaB signal transduction; positive regulation of tumor necrosis factor-mediated signaling pathway
Cellular component (GO): plasma membrane
Molecular function (GO): calcium-dependent phospholipid binding
Source: RefSeq, a predicted model, not a curated record